Molecule: messenger RNA, 1124 nt
Organism: Coffea eugenioides
Lineage: Eukaryota; Viridiplantae; Streptophyta; Magnoliopsida; Gentianales; Rubiaceae
Product: polyadenylate-binding protein-interacting protein 6-like
Exons: 3
Coding region: 206-799 (197 amino acids)
Molecular function (GO): ubiquitin binding
Source: RefSeq, a predicted model, not a curated record
AUGAGUAAAUAUUCACCUAUGAUAGACACAAGUAGAGAGAGAAAGUAGGCGGGUGCAAAAAAAUCUCUCGAAACUCGUCCCGUCGAAGCGAUCGCGGAAAAUUGGAGUUUCGAUUUCAGUUUUGAUUCUGGAGCGGUCGGUCGAUCGAUCGAUUGAUCACAGUUCAAUACUUCAUCAAUAAAGUGAACUCUUAUGCACCAUUUCAAUGAAGGCAGGAGCAUCUACUUUGAAUCCUUAUGCGGAAUCAUAUGUGCCACUAUCUAAAAGGAGGGGAGCUGAUGAAAGAAAUGAUUUUAAAUUUCCAGGAGUACAGGCAAAGAGGGGAAGUGAGUCUGCUGUAUUGGGACCUCGACAUUGGGAUCCUACAAUACUAGCUCCUCAAAUCUAUGACAGCCAUUAUAGUGAUGCUUUCUAUGCUGCUGAGAAUACCAAACUGAAAGGUUAUUCUAACCCUGGAUUUCAUGGUUCUUCAUCAUACAGUCCGGCUGAGACAGCAGAGAAGGCAACCUUCGAGGAGGAGUCUGACAUUGAUUUGGCGUAUCUUCAGAUGACAUUUCCUAGUGUAUCAGAAGAGUCUCUUGCUGACGCCUAUAAGGCGAACAAUUAUGACCUUGAUGCCACAAUUGACAUGUUGACCCACCUUGAGGCCUAUCCUGUUGAUUCUAAGCUUCCUGACACACUGGACAUUGGUGAUGUGCCAGAAUCUGGGGGUGCUGGGGAACUCCUGAAACUGAAGGAUGUGAACACUGAAGGUGGUGCUUCAUCAUCUGGUUUAUCAGGCAUGGCCCCUGCCGUUUAGUUGAAUCCACAGCUGCCCAGUUUCCAAUUUUUGGUUUGUCAGAGUGGAUUCAAAUCUGGUUUUGGGGAUGAACUUUUCUUAGAAGAAGUCAGGAUAACAAUAGUCUCUCUUUUGUUGUUGUAUAUAGUCGUCAGAUGCUUGUGCUCAGAUGUCUUAGAGUCCUGGGUUCAUUGUCUCUGUUUGAUAGGUCAACAGAAAGUGUGCUCUGUUGGUUGCGAGUUGCCAAUUUCAGCAAAAACGUUGGCCAUGGUAAAGAAUUGGGAAAUUUUCCAAAAGCAAACGGGUUAAAAUUGUUAAUAUCUUGGAUUUCUAAUGUGUAGUGGUC